AUGAUAGGUGACAGGAAGGAUGAGGUCCAGAUUACUCUAGAACUCCAUUUCUGAAAAUUGUAAAACUGUGUAUCUGGAAAUUCAGGUGCCAUUCUUUGCUGCAGAGAAAAUGGCAAGCGCUGCAGUUCUUAGACAUCAACCAGCAGUGCAUUCUUCUAACUUCAUCAUCAAAGCCAAUACCACACGCAGAAUCUCAUCGUCACUAAGAUUAGUAGUCAGGGCAGCAGCUGGGAAUACAGAGAAAAUGGCAGCUGAAAAAAUGGGGAUUAAGAUUGAGAAGAAUCCUGAUGAAUCCAAACUCACCAGCCUUGGUGUCAGGACUUGGCCCAAGUGGGGAUGUCCUCCAAGCAAAUUCCCAUGGACAUAUGAUUCAAAGGAAACAUGUUUUCUCUUGAAAGGCAAAGUAAAAGUGAUUCCUGAUGGUGAGAGUGACUUUGUGGAGUUUGGUGCUGGUGACUUAGUGGAAUUCCCAAAAGGAAUGAAGUGUACAUGGGAUGUUACAGAAACCGUAGACAAGCACUACAAAUUUGAAUAAAAAAAUCUUUCCUUUCUUCCUCAUUAUUUCUUCUCUUCCGGUAUGAUGUACGUGCACAUAUAAUGUUGAGAACAGUCUACUCUAAUUUGUGGUUAAUACAAAUAAAGCUUGGGCAAUCUUUCUUUUACGUUA
Papaver somniferum (opium poppy) is the source of this 667-nucleotide messenger RNA. RefSeq lists its product as uncharacterized. NCBI's taxonomy places the organism in Eukaryota, Viridiplantae, Streptophyta, Magnoliopsida, Ranunculales, Papaveraceae. The transcript is spliced from 2 exons. The record is from RefSeq and is a predicted model, not a curated record. The coding region runs from base 110 to 535 and encodes 141 amino acids.